AAAAUGUCAACAAUAACAGAAAUUACUAGAACAACAAAAACUGGAAUUUCUCGUAAUGUUGAUUAUGUUGGUUUUGCCAAUUUCCCAAAUCAAGUGUUUCGACGAUGCAUUAAAAAUGGAUUUGAAUUUACUUUAAUGGUUGUUGGCCAAUCAGGUUUAGGCAAGUCCACUUUCUUGAACACACUUUUUAUGGCCGAGUUGCACAAUUUGAAGAAAGAUAAGCCUAUUGAAACCAAAUCUACAGUGAAAAUUGAAAGCAAAACAUUUAAGCUUGCAGAGAAUGAUGUUCGGUUAAAGUUAACCGUUGUUGAUACGCCUGGCUUUGGCGAUUUUGUGGACAAUUCGAAAUGGUUUUUUAUUAAAUAUAUCGAUGACCGUUUUGCCGAUUAUUUGGCAGAAGAAACAAAAAUUGAUAGAUCGCCACAAAUUGAAGACAAACGCGUUCAUUUGUGUGUUUAUUUUAUUCCGCCUACUGGACAUGGUCUUAAACAAUUGGAUAUUGCAUUUAUGCAAGCAUUACAAGAACGUGUAAAUAUUAUUCCAGUUAUUGCAAAAGCCGAUACUCUUUUACCUUCAGAACUUGGACGUUUUAAACAGAAUAUAAUGGAUGAUAUGAGAAAAAACAACAUUUCACUCUAUAAAUUUCCUGAAAAUAUGGAACAACAACAGCCACCCCAACCACCUCAACAACCUUCUCAGCAACAGCCUCUUAUAAACGGAACAACGACCAACGAUUUUUUAACUAAUGGAAAACCUCACCAGAAUGGCAACAAUAAUUCUGCCCCCUCAGACCUGUCUAAACGACUUCCUUUUGCUAUUGUUGGUUCAACCCAUAUAAAAGAAAUUUUGGUUGGAGGGGAACAACGUGCUACUAAACACAGAGUUAGGGUUAGAGAAUACCCUUGGGGAACAGUUGAAGUGGACAAUUUGGCACACAAUGAUUUUAUGGCUUUGAGGGAUAUGAUAAUCAAGAAUAAUUUGAUUGACUUGAUUGAUGUAACAAAAUGUGUUCAUUACGAAAAUUAUCGAAAACGCAAUUUGCCCCAAAACAAAUUUGAAGAAGAAGAUCCUUUUACUCAAUUAGAAAAGGAAACAACAACAAGAUUGGCUGAAGCAGAAGAUACACGUCAAAAACGGGAAGCUUUAUUUAAUGAGGGUGUUGCUGAACGUGAACAACGAUUGGUGAAGAAAGCAUUGGCGAUGGAUUCGGAAGAGAAGGAAAACCGUAAAGUUUUGGAGGAGAAGCAAGCAUUGUUGGAUAAACUUAAACAAGAAAUUGCCAACACAAAAAGGGGAGCUAAUUUGUCUGCUUCAAGUUUAGAAUCUGGAUCUACUGGGACAAUAACUUCAACAUCAUUGCGUACAAACUCUUCACCUCCCGACAAAAUUACAACAAAGAAGAGAAUUGGGCAUUUGUUUGGUGCGAGGAAUUGUUAA
Molecule: messenger RNA, 1437 nt
Organism: Meloidogyne enterolobii
Lineage: Eukaryota; Metazoa; Nematoda; Chromadorea; Rhabditida; Meloidogynidae
Source: the annotation of a GenBank genome assembly